Molecule: messenger RNA, 1034 nt
Organism: Hypoxylon fragiforme
Lineage: Eukaryota; Fungi; Ascomycota; Sordariomycetes; Xylariales; Hypoxylaceae
Product: DUF1687-domain-containing protein
Exons: 3
Coding region: 334-753 (139 amino acids)
Cellular component (GO): mitochondrion
Molecular function (GO): oxidoreductase activity
Source: RefSeq, a predicted model, not a curated record
CGCCCUUUAACUUCAAGGUUUGAACACUGAACCUAAGGCCCUGUUUGCCCAAUCAGAGAACCCACUGCACCCCACUUGCUCCUAGACUAGGUACUAGGUACUAUGUACUACUACUAGAUAGUACCUAGUAGUAUGUAAUAUGACUGUACCUAGGGCAAUCAAAUUCGACGUCACUUCAUGUACGGCAGCUGCCGCAGCUUCCAACUUCACCCAAAAGCUCUUAAUCCUAUAUAUCCAACAACAUUAUUUGCCAACAUACAUUUUACUUCUUCCUUCCUCAACUCCUGUAAACUCAUAUAACAGUUAUCAGAAGGUUUGAAAAAGGUCAUCACAAUGUUCCGUUUUCAUAGACCUCUAGACAUUGUCACCGUCUUCCACAAGACAGGCUCUGCUGCUUCUAUGAGAGCUGCGGCUGUCAUGAACAGCUUGUCUGCCAAAGCUGGCGCUACAUCGGUUGAAGAUAAGCCCAGUGACUCUCAGACUGCACUUCCAGAGUUCGAAUUAAACAUCACUGAGGAUCCCCCCACUCAAGAUCAACUCAAGACUAUCCUAGAAUACGUCGGAGCCAACAAGAUUGGUUCCAUCAUCAAUGGCGCGUCGACAGAGAAAGAGGCUCUAAAGAAGUUUAGGGAGAAUAGUGAAACCUUCCAACGGCCAGUGAUUGUCGAUUGGAAUAAUGGCAAGGCAGUCGCUAGCGAUAACGAGUCAGAGAUUCUUAAGAUGUUACAACAGCAGGCCAGCAGCAAGGAGUAGAUGUUCCCUGUUGUCUGUGCGAACAGUGGGCAUCGCUUUGGUAUCAACGACCCAAUGAUAUAGGGGUUCUAUGUAACGUACCCAUGGGUGGUGAAGAAGUUAUCCCGCUUCACCUGGAUCAUGAAAACACAUUUUUCAAGUAACUGCUAUAUGGGACUGAUACAUCUUACCACACCACUCUGUAUACAACUUACUCCUCUCUUUGUAGCAUAGGUGCCCACAUGGCAGUUCCAAAUGGGAUUUUAUAUAAGUUACUAUUGAUUCAAUAAGUUCAUAAGAUA